AUGGAAGUGGCCAACCAGUCCACGGUGACAGAAUUUGUACUGCUAGGCCUCUCUGCCCACCCAACGCUGGAGAAAACGUUCUUUGUGCUCAUCCUGUCAAUGUACCUGGUGAUCCUGCUGGGCAACGGGGUCCUCAUCCUGGUGACCAUCCUCGACGCCCACCUGCACACGCCCAUGUACUUCUUCCUGGGGAACCUCUCCUUCCUGGACAUCUGCUACACCACCUCCUCGGUCCCCCUGGUCCUGGAUGGCUUCCUCACUCCCAGGAAAACAAUCUCUUUCUCAGGCUGUGCAGUACAGAUGUUUCUCUCCUUUGCCAUGGGAGCCACGGAGUGUGUGCUCCUGGGCAUGAUGGCAUUUGAUCGCUAUGUGGCCAUCUGCAACCCCCUUAGGUACCCAGUGGUCAUGAGCAAGGCUGCCUAUGUGCCCAUGGCCGUCAGCUCCUGGGUGGCUGGUGGUGCCAACUCCUUGGUGCAGAUCUCCCUUGCGGUACAGUUGCCUUUCUGUGGGGACAAUGUCAUCAAUCACUUCAUCUGUGAGAUCCUGGCUGUCCUGAAGUUGGCCUGUGCUGACAUUUCAAUCAAUGUGAUCAGCAUGGGGGUGGCCAACGUGAUCUUCCUGGGGGUCCCGGUUCUGUUCAUCUUUGUCUCUUACAUCUUCAUACUCACCACCAUCCUGAGGAUCCCCUCCGCUGAGGGGAGGAGGAAGGCCUUCUCCACCUGCUCUGCCCACCUCACUGUGGUCAUCAUCUUCUAUGGGACCAUCCUCUUCAUGUAUGGGAAGCCCAAGUCCAAGGACCCCCUGGGGGCAGACAAGCAGGACCUUGCAGACAAGCUCAUCUCCCUCUUCUAUGGACUUCUGACCCCCAUGUUAAAUCCCAUUAUCUACAGCCUGAGGAACAAGGAUGUUAAGACGGCUGUGACAAAGAUGCUUGGAAAACUCUGA
Molecule: messenger RNA, 945 nt
Organism: Alexandromys fortis (reed vole)
Lineage: Eukaryota; Metazoa; Chordata; Mammalia; Rodentia; Cricetidae
Product: olfactory receptor 13C7-like
Exons: 2
Coding region: 1-945 (314 amino acids)
Biological process (GO): detection of chemical stimulus involved in sensory perception of smell; G protein-coupled receptor signaling pathway
Cellular component (GO): plasma membrane
Molecular function (GO): olfactory receptor activity; G protein-coupled receptor activity
Source: RefSeq, a predicted model, not a curated record